AUGAAUCCUUUCAUACAUAAUAAAUGGGCUUAUUUUGGCUCGGUGCAAGCAGCGGAUUCUUUGCUAAACUAUUAUAUAACAAAGCAAUUCGAACGUCUCUUCUUUAUAGCAAUUAUAAGCAGGAUCAUAUCACUUCCCAGCAUUAAUGCUAAUUGGAGGGAUAACGGUAGUUUACUAUGACUUGUAUCGAAGACUAGCUCUAGAAUACAUUUGUGAGCUCGAGGAUCUCCAAGACAAGCAACUAAAUCAAGACAACAAAUGCUAUCUGAUCCUCUAUUAAAGCCUUAUAACAUAAGCUCUCACUAA
Blepharisma stoltei is the source of this 306-nucleotide messenger RNA. The record is from the annotation of a GenBank genome assembly. NCBI's taxonomy places the organism in Eukaryota, Ciliophora, Heterotrichea, Heterotrichida, Blepharismidae.